Messenger RNA from Populus euphratica (Euphrates poplar), 2426 nucleotides. RefSeq names its product bifunctional dihydrofolate reductase-thymidylate synthase 1-like. The record is from RefSeq and is a predicted model, not a curated record. Gene Ontology annotation, cellular component: cytosol; mitochondrion. Bases 446 to 2035 code for a protein of 529 amino acids. Gene Ontology annotation, biological process: dTMP biosynthetic process; tetrahydrofolate biosynthetic process; one-carbon metabolic process. Gene Ontology annotation, molecular function: dihydrofolate reductase activity; thymidylate synthase activity. The transcript has 12 exons. Lineage: Eukaryota; Viridiplantae; Streptophyta; Magnoliopsida; Malpighiales; Salicaceae.
CGCGCUUAUAUUUUCUUUCACUUUGGCGGUACCCCGCGUCUACCGUGCUUUUGGAUUUUCUUUCUUUUUUCUCGCUCCCCUCAUUGAAAACGAAAGAGAAACAGAGAGAGAGCAGAGAGAUCAAAAGCUAGAAGCAAGCGGUUUUUUUAGCUCCCUGUUUCACCCGCAUCCUCUCUCUCUCGCCAUCUGUUUUACUCAUCUUCACUCUAGCACCAACAAAAGCCACUCUCAUUUUCACCAAACGCCUAACUGAAAGUUAGGGCUUCAAGCUAUCAAGACUUCUGUGAUUCACUCUGAGAUCAGCUACUCACUUACUCAAAAUGUUGCAUUCUGUCUUAUCUGCGUAUAUUUUUCAGGGCUUACAGCUCUACCAAAAAAAGUUGAGCGUGCAGUGCAGGUUAAGAGGCGUUCUUUUUUGAGAUUUUCCUGUGAUUUUUAUUCGACCAUGUUUGGGGAUUCUAUGGCAAACCUUUCCAAUGGAAAUGUGAAUACGCAGCAGCCUGAUCCUCGAAGAACUUACCAAGUGGUCGUGGCUGCCACCAAGGACAUGGGUAUAGGGAAAGAUGGGAAGCAACCAUGGAAAUUGCCUUCGGAUGUCAAGUUUUUUAAGGAUGUGACCUUGACCACGUCUGAUCCUGGGAAGAAGAAUGCGGUUAUAAUGGGAAGGAAGACCUGGGAAAGUAUUCCACUUGAGCACAGGCCUUUCCCUGGUCGGCUUAAUGUUGUUUUGACUCGUUCUGGAAGUUUUGAUAUUGCUACCGAUGAGAAUGUUGUGAUUUGUGGAAGCAUGGGUUCAGCCUUGGAGUUGUUGGCUGCAUCUCCUUAUUUUCUGUCGAUCGAGAAAGUGUUUGUAACUGGAGGUGGUCAGAUAUUAAGGGAAUCUUUGAAUGCGCCUGGAUGUGAUGCUAUCCACAUUACAGAAAUUGAGAUGGAUUUUGAUUGCGAUACUUUUAUCCCUGCAAUUGAUACCUCUGUAUUUCAGCCUUGGUGCUCUUCUUUUCCCAAGAUGGAAAAUGACAUACGAUAUUGCUUUACAACUUAUGUUCGAGUGAGGAGUUCUGCGGUCGAUUCCCAUAGUCAAAAUAAUGGUGUGAGCUCUGAUGGUAAUUCAGAAAACAGUGAGUUUGAGGUAAAAAGGUUCUCGUUCCUUCCCAAGAUGGUUUUUGAGAGACACGAGGAGUAUUUGUAUCUCAGACUGGUUCAAGACAUCAUCAAUGAUGGCAAUUUGAAGGAUGGCAGGACAGGAGCUGGUACUUCAUCAAAAUUUGGUUGCCAGAUGCGGUUCAACCUGCGCAAAACUUUUCCGUUUCUUACAACAAAGAAAGUAUUUUGGCGAGGUGUUGUUGAAGAGCUCUUGUGGUUCAUCAGUGGUUCAACAAAUGCCAAGGUCCUUCAGGAAAAGGGUAUUCACAUAUGGGAUGGCAAUGCAUCCAGAGAUUAUCUUGACAGCAGUGUUGGGUUAAAGGACAGAGAGGAGGGUGACUUGGGACCUUUCUAUGGGUUCCAGUGGAGACACUUUGGUGCUAGGUAUACUGAUAUGCAUGCUGACUACACUGGCCAAGGAUUCGAUCAAUUGUUAGAUGUUAUUGACAAGAUCAGGAACAAUCCAAAUGAUCGUUUGAUUGUACUCUCAGCUUGGAAUCCUUCUGAUCUCGAAUUGAUGGUGCUUCCACCUUGCAAUAUGUUUGUUCAGUUCUAUGUAGCCAAUGGAGAAUUGUCAUGCCAAAUGUACCAGCGUUCUGCUGACAUGGGCCUUGGUGUGCCCUUCAACAUUGCAUCUUAUGCUCUCUUGACACACAUUAUUGCUCAUGUCUGUGAUCUCGUUGCAGGCGAUUUCAUUCAUGUGAUUGGUGAUGCUCAUGUUUAUCAUACUCAUAUCAGGCCUCUGCAGGAGCAGCUUCGUAAAAUGCCAAAGCCUUUCCCUAUUUUGAAGAUCAAUUCUGAGAAGAAAGACAUUGAUUCUUUUGUGGCGGAUGAUUUUGAACUCAUAGGCUAUGAUCCUCACCAGAAAAUUGAAAUGAAAAUGGCAGUAUAGAGAGCUCCAUUAAAGAUUAAGUGAAAUUAGAGACUCUGAUCCCUCGGCAAUAUAUGCUCAUAGUUUUGUGGCAAGAACAUAUAUGUUGCAAUUUUCCUCUUUCUUCUUUUAAAGGCACCGAUGUGGGAAGCUCAUCAUGCUAUAGAGUGUGAAAUGAAUGUCAAAUAUAAAUGUGGUAGUUUGGGAUAUACUUCAAGCUACUGCUUACAUAGUGAGAAUCCUUUAGUUCCACUCCUAGUCGUGGUUCCAAGGUGAUUUAGGAUCUGUAUUUUCUUUUUCUCUUAACAAGCGUUCUUGUUUUCUUCUUCAUGGAUCCAUCACUUUAACCGCAACAAUACUCGACAGUGCUUUUGUUUUUGGUUUUUGAAGUGGAUUGGAAUUUGGACAGCUA